Molecule: messenger RNA, 1449 nt
Organism: Anoplopoma fimbria (sablefish)
Lineage: Eukaryota; Metazoa; Chordata; Actinopteri; Perciformes; Anoplopomatidae
Gene: hax1
Product: HCLS1 associated protein X-1
Exons: 7
Coding region: 111-1055 (314 amino acids)
Biological process (GO): negative regulation of apoptotic process; regulation of actin filament polymerization
Cellular component (GO): actin cytoskeleton; clathrin-coated vesicle; mitochondrion
Source: RefSeq, a predicted model, not a curated record
UCUCUGGAACACUUUACGGCACUGUUGACAACGGACGCGUUCUCCAGCGGGUGUUUCAUGUUUAUUUUAGUUAUGAAGUAGUUUUCUAAAAAAAAAAAAAGCUGUCGUAAAUGAGUGUUUUCGAUUUGUUUCGCGGGUUCUUCGGAGUACCCGGAGGUCACUAUCGUGGCCGAAGGGACCCGUUCUUUGAUGCCAUGACUCACGAUGAAGACGAUGAUGAUGAUGAUGAUGAAGAAGAAGAAGAUGGAUUAUUCUAUGAUGGGUUCCGGGGGGACCAGCAGGACCCUUUUGACAGCGCCUGGAGGUUUGGCUUCAGCGUUGGCCCCGGUGGGAUGAGGAUGCAGGAGCCUCCAGUGUUUGGCCACGUCUUCAGGGAGAUGGAGGAGAUAUUCUCCCAGCUGGGACGCUGGGACGGACAGCCCGGGUCUGGACACUUUGAUGUUCCCAGUAUCAUGCCUCCACCUCCUCAAGGCAGAGCAGAGAGGGGUGGAGGGGCAUCUGGUGAAAACCCCCUGAGAGACUUUAUGCUCAAGUCCCCUUACAACAACCCACAACAACCCCAAGCAGGUCCUUCUAGAGGGCCCAGAAGUGAUGGCCACCCAUCUUAUGAGUCACCAGACUUUCCCAGCUCGCCAUUCCAUGGCUGGACCCCUUUUUCAAAGUUUAAUGAUAUUUGGACAAGAGGGCCACACAAAUAUUCAGAGGAGGAGCGCAAAGAAGACAGAGAUCUGGACUCUGCAGUGUCCUCUGGGGGCUUGGAUCAGAUUCUGACGCCACCUGCUGGUCAGUUACCGAACCAACCCAGAGCCCGCUCCUUCUUUCAAUCAGUCACAGUCACCAAGGUGGUGAAACCUGAUGGGUCUGUAGAGGAGAGGCGAACAGUUCGAGACAGCCAAGGCAAAGAAGAGACCACGGUGACCCGCUCAGGAGGUUCUGGUAGCCUGGAGGGACCGGACCAUCAAACUGGACCGGUCAUAUCAGGUGGUCAAAAUCCGUUUUCGGACAUGCGGGACGAUGACUCCUUGUUCUCCAAGUUCUUUGGCGGGUUCAGAUAACAUGUAAAGUGGAGUAUAUUCUCUAGACUGGUUGAUUGUAGCUUUUGUGCUCUGAAAGAAUUUCAGUCAAUGAGUGAUUUCCCCAAAGCUGUGAGUUUGCAUAUGUAUAGUGUAUAUCUAUUUAUGGACAGAACACUUCCUUAACCUUUAAUUGCCAAAAUGACCAUGUUGGAUGGAUAAGGACCCCUGGCCUGUUUAAGGCCACUCUGGGAUUUCCAACCCACGUAGACUAGAAGCUGCCAAUCCUGAAGACUAGGGAUUUAAACAAAUCGAAACACAUCAGGUAGUAAACAAUUUACAAUUACACAUUUUGUUUUUUGAAUUGUCCUGUAGGAUAAGCACGUAUGGAUGUGAGUGUGUGAUAUGUCAAAUAAAGAAUCUUAAUAUAUAUUUA